AAUCACAUUCCAGUAUCGGCGAUAAUCACCAAUAUUUCCGAAGCUUAUCGGAAAAAGAAGAGAAAAAAUCGGAUGAACGUAUUCCAUAUUGGAAAUUGCUUAAGCGAAUUUUAAAGUUGACAAAACCGGACUGGUGUAUUAUGGUUGUGGCCACCUGUAGUUCAUGCUUCAUUGGCGCCGCAAUACCAAUGUUUGCAAUUUUGUUUGGUGAAGUCUUUGGUUCAUUGUCAGAAAAUGUGGAUGAGGCCAAGGAUUCCGUGCGCAUCAUUUGUAUAGCGUUCUUGAUUAUGGGCGUGAUUAUAUUCAUUACCGGAUUGGCUCAGUCAUACUUUUAUUUAAAGGCCGGUGUUAAUUUAGCAACGCGAAUUCGAUCAAUGACGUUCGCGCAUUUGAUGCAACAAGAAAGCGGCUGGUUUGACGAGGAAAAGAAUUCGUCUGCAAUGCUUUCAACACGACUUACAUCUGACGUGGGUAAUUUGCAAAGUGCCAUUGGAUUUCCCAUCAGCAGUAUCGUCCAGAUGAUUCCCACAUUCCUGGUCGGAGUAGCAGUAUCACUGUUUUACUCCGUACAAUUGUCGUUGGUCACCUUGAUUUCAACUCCGUUUACAUUUUUAGCCGUUUUGCUGGAGGCUAAGCAGACGUCCAGAAUGGUUAAGGAAAUGGAGUCUACAGAAAUUGUAACAAAAAUUGCAACCGAAGCCAUCACUAACAUUCGAACAGUGGCCAGUUUAAGACAAGAAAAGUACAUGAUUGAGCGAUAUGUAACCGAAUUUACCAAAGUGGCGUCAAUCACUCGAAAAAGAAUCGCAUGGCGUGGUUUUGUCUACACAAUUUCACAGACAAUACCAUUCCUCGGCUAUGCUAUCACACUAUGCUACGGUGGAUUUAUGGUCGCUGACAAAGAAAUUCCUUUCAAAGACAUUAUCAAAAUUUCAGAAGCGCUAUUGUACGGAAUAGCUGUAAUAGCCCAAACAUUAAUCUUUGUGCCGGAAAUUACAACAGCUUUUGUUGGAGCGCAUCGUAUAUUUCAAAUAAUUGACCGCGAAUCAAUGAUCUCUUCACCCAUUUCCGCCAACACAUACCAAAAAUCCGAUGACAAAAACAAUGACAUUGCUUAUAAAAAGAUCGAUUUUCAUUAUCCGACCAGACCCGAUGUGCAAAUACUCACGGACUUCAAUUUGAAUGUGAUCGAAGGAAAGACGAUAGCUUUGGUUGGCCCGUCUGGAUGUGGAAAAACAACUUGCAUACAGCUAUUGCAACGAUUGUACGAUCCCGAACACGGUCAAAUUCACAUUGGUUCAGAUGACGUACACCGAGAUAUAUCACUCCAAGACUUGAGAUCGAAACUGAGCAUUGUCUCACAAGAGCCUGUGCUAUUUGAUAAAACAAUAGCCGAAAAUAUUGCUUAUGGAGAUAAUUCACGAGAAGUGACAAUGGACGAAAUAAUGAAUGCUGCGCAGUUGGCCGACGCACACGAGUUUAUCACACAAUUGCCAUUGGGCUACGAAACAAAUGUAGGAAGUAAAACAGCCCAAUUAUCCGGAGGUCAGAAACAAAGAAUAGCCAUUGCUCGUGCCUUGGUUAGAAAUCCAAAGAUUCUUUUGUUGGAUGAAGCCACAUCCGCUUUAGACUUUCAAAGUGAACAGGUGGUUCAACAAGCCAUCGACUCGGCCCGAUCAGGUCGCACAUGUUUGGUGAUCGCUCAUCGCUUGAGCACCGUUCAAAAUGCCGAUGCGAUUUGUGUUCUACGCGGUGGCAACAUCGUUGAGUAUGGAACUCACAACGAACUUCUGUCAUUGGGUGGCAUUUACACUCGAUUAUACAAUGCACAGAUAUGAUUGCGCAAAAUUCCGGAUAAUAAACAAUCAAAUUGUUAAACAGUGGUGUUUCUUUAAUAAUAAAAUUGCAUCGGGC
This is a messenger RNA of Sitodiplosis mosellana (orange wheat blossom midge), 1914 nucleotides long. RefSeq names its product multidrug resistance protein homolog 65-like. Bases 141 to 1838 code for a protein of 565 amino acids. Gene Ontology annotation, molecular function: ABC-type transporter activity; ATP hydrolysis activity; ATP binding. The transcript is spliced from 8 exons. Lineage: Eukaryota; Metazoa; Arthropoda; Insecta; Diptera; Cecidomyiidae. Gene Ontology annotation, cellular component: membrane. Gene Ontology annotation, biological process: transmembrane transport. The record is from RefSeq and is a predicted model, not a curated record.